Molecule: messenger RNA, 741 nt
Organism: Peniophora sp. CBMAI 1063
Lineage: Eukaryota; Fungi; Basidiomycota; Agaricomycetes; Russulales; Peniophoraceae
Source: the annotation of a GenBank genome assembly
AUGACGAACCCUGCCUUCCCACCUGCCGGCUACUCCGAGGACAUCGUCCGUCGCGUCCGCGUGCUGUUUGGUGGCAAGUACGUCGCCGACGCGCCCAGGCCCAAGCUUGUCUGGGAGCAAUCGUGGUACCCCCUCUACUAUUUCCCCAAGGAUACGGUCUCGAAGGAGUACCUCUCCAACGCCCAGAAGUCAUCCGACGGCUCGAAAGUCAAGCAUGAUCUCGUGGUCGGCUCCAAGACGUCCCAAGGCGCCGUCACUGUCUUCGAGACGGGCGACUUCGCCGGGUACAUUCGCAUCGCGUUCGAUGCUGCCGACGCGUGGUUCGAGGAGGAUCAGAGGCUCUACGUGCACCCCAAGGACCCGUACAAGCGCGCCGAGGUCCUCCCGAGCUCGAAGCAUAUCCGCGUCGAAGUUGACGGCGUCGAGGUCGCCAACACCAAGUCGAGCCAGAGGCUCUACGAGACGGCUCUGCCCGUGCGGACUUACAUUCCCUUCACGGACGUGCGCGUCGACCUACUCUCGCCGUCCGAUGAGGUCUCGAGUUGCCCGUACAAGGGUGACGCGAACUACUUCGACAUCAACCUCCCAGACGGCAAAGGCAAGAAAGAAGGCUUGGCGUGGUACCACAAGUUUGCGGCGCUCGAGAGCGCGCCCAUCGCUGGACUCGUGGCGUUCUACGACGAGAAGGUCGACGUCUGGGUUGAUGGAGUCAAGCAAGAGCGCCCCAAGCCUGCCUUCUGA